AUGUCGCUGUCGGCUAUAACGUCACCGACGUCGCCGUCGCCGUUCUCGCCGAGCACGAGCACGCCGUCCUCGUCGGCCGUGACGAUUCCGACGCCGGGACGGUCGAUCCUGAAGAAGCCGCCUCCUCCGACCCAAGGCUUCUUCUCGCGCAUCACCAAGCUGCUCCCGACGCAAACACCCCAGCAGCAGCCGGGAGACGAGGCAAAGUCACUCAAGCGCGCACACUUUAUAUUGCCGGAACUCGUGACCGUUUACCCGAUUUCUUCGGUCAACCCUCCAUCGACACCACUGUUGAAGGAUGAGAAACGCUCGAUCGAGCAGAGGGAAGCCGAAAGGAGGAGGAGAGUCACGCGCGGAAACUCUCAGUCUGGCACGGAUGCGGAUGACUUUUGGUCGAUGGAGAGGGUCGAUGUGUUUUAUCACGAAUGCUGCGCUAGCAGGGAAGAGCAGCCGAACUUGGAGUUGUCAAGGGCGUUCAGAAGCGCCUCCAGCGUCACUCCGCGGACGGUCGACUUUUCGGGAAUACAGUUGACGCCUUCAUUGGCAGCCACGUUGUCGGAUGUGUUGACGAUUGAGUGGGGACUGCGAAGAGUAACAUUCCGGGAAUGCGAUCUGGAUGAGAGGGUCCUCAAGCCAAUCCUGCAUGCACUCUUGAUACCGAACUCGUUAACAUUCCUUUCUGUCGCAUCCAAUCGCCGAUUGAAGGCACCGGCAUACCGACUCAUCGGCGCUUAUGUUCAGAAGGCGAAGUCACUGCAAUUCUUGGACUUGUCACAAAAUGCGCUGGACAAGAAGUCCGUGGAGUACGUUGCUGGAGCGCUGGCGCAAAUGCCGGAACAAGGCCUGGCUUCGUUGAAGUUGGAUGAUUGUCAGCUGAAGCCGCUAAGUCUUGAGGCCCUUGCCCAUCUUGUGAGGACCUCAUCCUUGAAGAACUUGUCUCUACGGCAUAACCGUAUCAACGCUACUGGGGCUGUCGCUGUUGCUCUCAUGAUUAGGGAUUAUCCAGACGUGGUCCCUGGAGGGGUAUCACCAGCCAACUCCACUCCAAAUACGCCGCCUAUGUCGCCGAAACCCGCACCUUCUCCUCUUCCAGGCCCGGCUCCGGCUUUACCGCCAGUACCUCCGCCUACGCGCACCGGACCGCUUCCCCCACCACCGAAGCAUCCAACGACUGUUCCACAAACGACAUAUACACCAUAUAUCCCACGGUCAAAGCGAUCUGCGGCAGCGGCACCAGUCACGAACCCACUCAGUCCAUCAGGCCAGCACGUACCUAUCAUCACUUCCUCCGCAACCGGAGGUGUUACUACGCGCCACCCGGUCCCAUCUACUCCUUCAUCUACCCAGCAUAACGCCAACGGUGCGCACCACCAUGGUCCUAGCGCUGCGCUCCUGGACAAAGUCCGGGCUUUGGAUAAUUUACCUCGUUUGGGCGCCUUACGGACGCUAGACCUCCGCGGGAAUGAUCUCCGCACCGGCGUCACGUACAUAGCGCAAGUGCUGAAACGCAAUAGAACACUACGAGUGCUCAACCUGAGUGAGAAUAAGCUUGGUGUACAGGAACUCGUGGCCAUUGCGGACGCUCUGAAAUACAACUCCUGCUUGGAAACGCUCGAUCUGACUCGCAACCCGUGCAGCGGACCCGGUCUAGAAGGGAUUCAGUCCCUUCGCACAGCGUUUACCCUGAACAACGCAUUGAAGCGCCUUUUCUUGUCAGCAACCGGAAUGACAUCGACCGGUGCGAUUGCACUCGCAGAGUUCCUGCCCGAAUCGACGUCGUUACUUCAUUUGGAUCUGACCGAGAACAAGCUUGAGCUCGCGGGUGUCAUGGCGCUCAGCCAGGGCCUGAAAGCCAAUCACACCAUGCGCUGCCUCGAUCUGAAUAUUCCGCCGAGCGACGAGAAGAUGGCCCAAAUGUGCCGAGCGAUCCUCGAGACCUGCGUCCGGAACACCGAAGAAGCCGAGAAGAGCGCGCAAUCGGGCAUCUCGACGCCUACCACCGGUCGCGGGCAAGGCAAAGGUCUGUGGACGAUGAUCGAGGAUAGCUCGCUCGCGCGCUCGAUCCGCAAGGAUGAUACUAAGAAGGUCCAUAUCCGUUCUCCAGUUUCUUCUCCGUCUCCUCUCACUUCCGCUCCCGCUCCUUUGGACACCAUGCUCACGACCGAGGCGCCGCUCUCUAUUUCUGCACCACAGGCCGGAUCCGACACCAUCGCUCAAGCACGGCAAAUUGUAUCAGAACUCGAAGCGAUACUCGCAAGGUCGCCGGGUAGCUCGUCUACGCCGUCCUCACCAAUUGUUGGAGGCGAAGAACAUCCAGAACUUGUGCUUCGCGCGCGUACUAUCCUCAAACCACUUGGCGGCGUGAUCUCGAAGGAAGAAGACCCGAUGAAGCUCGAAGAACUACUCGAGCUCAAUGACAACCUGACUUCGCUCGUCUCGCAGCUCAGCCCGCGCCCACAUCUUUCGCUUCAAGGCCUCGGCAUGUCCUUAGACCAAGCCAUGGCGUCCCCUAUCAUCAUGGCAGGACCCGACGGCGAGAUUCUCGGCCAAAACAGCAUACACAGCCGUAGCACCUCUUCCAAUGGCUCUGCGAACGGAAACAGCAACGGCGCAUCCCCCGUCAUUAGUGAUUCGGACAGCGAGGCGGAGGAGGAAGUAGGGACGCCGAGGGUGGACAAGGGCAAGGGCCGUGCGCCGCCCGAGCCAGAGGUACAUGAGCAGGCUAUCCAAGAGGGUCCCGUUGAGGAACCCGAGGGCGAUGAUGAACUCGCCCAAGAGGUGUAUGAGCCCAGCCCGCACGAUAUCUCUCGAUACUGGGUUGCCGAGGAGGGAGAGGUGUUCCGCAAGGGUCAGAAACUGCUCACGGAGGAAGAGAUGGAGGGCGACUAUGCUGGUGACGAGCUUCGUGUUGAGCUUCUGGAAGCAGAAGUCGAGCGGCCGCCUCCGCGCAUCAUGGUCGACGAGUUUGGUCAGACUAUCGAUGGAGGUGACCCUGUGGAAGUUCCUCCACCGUCUGCGCCUGUCCCGGAGCCAGAACCUUCGAAAUCCGCUCCUCGUCCAUAUAUCUCCCGUCGCUCCUCAAACGCCUCCAUUCGGAGCCAGGACUCGGGCAACUCCGUACCUGCAAGCCCAGCUACAGGCAAACCUCCCGCCAGUCCGUUGCUCGGUGGCGUACCCGAGAAUGGGAUUCUCGAUACGCCCACGAGCCCCACACCUGGAAACGGUGCUGCCGCGUUCGUGCGCUCCUAUGUGCCUCGGCGGAGGACGAGCAGUUCGUCGCUUUCGAGUGAACGAUGA
Molecule: messenger RNA, 3297 nt
Organism: Peniophora sp. CBMAI 1063
Lineage: Eukaryota; Fungi; Basidiomycota; Agaricomycetes; Russulales; Peniophoraceae
Source: the annotation of a GenBank genome assembly